This is a messenger RNA of Porites lobata, 816 nucleotides long. The record is from the annotation of a GenBank genome assembly. Lineage: Eukaryota; Metazoa; Cnidaria; Anthozoa; Scleractinia; Poritidae.
AUGGUCAUUAACUUGACACCAAGGAAAAAACAUAUCAAAGUUGCAACCAGUUCAAAAGAAAGGCCAAUAGAUGUUGCUCUUGACCAACUUAGAGAACCAACACCACAGCCACUGAAAAACCAUAGAUUCAUUAUAUCAAGAAACAUAGCUGAACGUGGUGAAAAGGAAAAGGUGAACACAGAAAAACUGGCUGAAAUUAUCAACAACUUGGGUGGCAUCGUUUUCUCUGGGGAUGUUGAGAAAGCAGCAGAUGCAUCGCUGAUAAUUAUUACUUCACAAAAGGAGAUCAAUAAGGCAACACAAAAACUGAACAAGACUUUGGUUAUGGCCUAUCGCUUAGGAUGGAAAAUCAUUUCGAAGAAACUGAUUCUUGAGGCAAGGAAUACAAACACUCUUCCCUCAACUUCUCACUAUGAACUAGAUUUAACAAGCAUAAGGAAUGCACCAGCCAGCAAUGUGGUUCACGCAAAGGUCUUCACAAAAUCCUCAAUGAUUAAUAAUCACCAAGUUGUGGGAGGCCACCGGGAACUGAAAAAGAAAUUGCGCGAGUCUUCAAAAAGGAAAAAUUCAGAAAAGGAAAUGCCACAAAAGAGCCUUUCAAAGAAGCCAUGCACUGCAUAUGUCAUGUUUUCAAAACAAAUGUGGAAAAGUAUAAUUAAGGAAAAUCCUCACUUCACAAUGCAUGAAGUUAAUUCAGUUGUUUCUGAGAUGUGGAAGCAAGUGGGGAAUGAGGACCGGAGUGCAUACCGACAGAAAGCUUUGGAAAACUAUGAACGUCGUCUGGAGCAUUACAAUUCUGCAGACAGGCAACCUUAA